AUGGAGAUCACGGACGGCGCUGUCGCCGCCAGGCGGCCGCUCAAGGACACACCCCGCCACCAACUCACACGAGGCCUCAUGCGCACACUGAACGUUAUCAACGUGAACUACUACCGGAAACACAACCCCAAACCCACAGGUGUGCUGGCCAAGAAGAAGAAGAAGGUGCCUGCCAACUACGUCUUCUCCGAGACUGGCGAGGAGACGUUCAACAAUGGCCGCUACUUAGUGCGCGGGCGGAAACUUGGCGCGGGCUCAUUCGGUCAGGUUGUAGAGGCUCAAGACCUCGUGAACAAGCAGGUUGUAGCGAUCAAGGUUGUACAGAAGAAACAGCAGUACACAGAACAGGCCCAGACCGAGAUCAGCAUCCUGCAGCUGCUCCAUUUGCCACAGCAACACGACGCCACCAAUCACAUCGUGAGGCUGACGGAUGCGUUCAUGCACCAAGGACAUCAGUGUUUGGUGUUUGAGCGGCUGGGCCCGAACCUUUUUGAUGUUCUAAGAGGGACCAAUUUCCACGGUAUCAGUUUGAAGCUACUGAGGAAGUUCACGAGACAGAUUCUCAAGGCACUCGAGUACAUGCGGCACCCCAAUGUUAACGUGAUUCACUGCGACUUGAAGCCGGAGAAUAUCCUGCUGGUUUCACACGGCCAUAGCUCCUUGAAGCUCAUCGACUUUGGCAGCUCGUGUCUUUCGCGCAACCAGAUUCACCGCUAUACGCAGAGCCGCUUCUAUCGCGCUCCGGAGGUGUUACUGGGUAUGCGAUACACUGCUGCUAUUGAUAUGUGGAGUCUUGGCUGCAUUUUAGUGGAGAUGCACACGGGUAAACCUCUAUUCUGCGGUUACGACUCGGCGGAUCAACUGCAUCGAAUAAUCAACGUGUUGGGCAUGCCGCCACGGGAUCUGAUCGCACGUGCUAAUCCCAGUUAUCGACGAGAAUACUUUGAUGAGAUUGUGAUGAGCGAAGGCAACAACAAGUGGAUCGACUAUCGUCUGAAGGUGCACAAGGUAGUCCCACCCAAGGGAGUAGAUGUGAUUCCUGAGACUACAAAGACACUAGCAGAAAUCCUCGCCAGUGCCAACAAAUACGGCACUCUGAACCACAGCCCAGAGCAGUAUCCUGCGUUCCACGACCUCGUCAUGCGCAUGCUGGACUUCAACCCGGACACGCGGAUUACACCGACCGAAGCAAUGCAACACCCGUUCUUGAUGGGUAUGCGCCAAAUGCAGCCAAACGAAACGAUGGAGGAGCCCAUAGCACAGGGAAAGUUCAAGUACAUGCGAGCUUCCACCAUGCGCGAUGUACACGGACGCAACGCCGAGACACAAAUGCCUCCGCUCAACCGGGCGAAGCAACGCCGAUUUCUCGACAAGUCACCGCACGAGCGAUGA
Messenger RNA from Phytophthora nicotianae INRA-310, 1392 nucleotides. RefSeq names its product CMGC/DYRK/DYRK1 protein kinase. Gene Ontology annotation, molecular function: protein serine/threonine kinase activity; transcription coactivator activity; ATP binding. Gene Ontology annotation, biological process: peptidyl-serine phosphorylation; positive regulation of DNA-templated transcription; peptidyl-threonine phosphorylation. The transcript is spliced from 7 exons. NCBI's taxonomy places the organism in Eukaryota, Oomycota, Peronosporomycetes, Peronosporales, Peronosporaceae. Gene Ontology annotation, cellular component: nucleus. Bases 1 to 1392 code for a protein of 463 amino acids. The record is from RefSeq and is a predicted model, not a curated record.